Messenger RNA from Dunckerocampus dactyliophorus (ringed pipefish), 1309 nucleotides. RefSeq names its product CCAAT enhancer binding protein delta (gene cebpd). The record is from RefSeq and is a predicted model, not a curated record. NCBI's taxonomy places the organism in Eukaryota, Metazoa, Chordata, Actinopteri, Syngnathiformes, Syngnathidae. Gene Ontology annotation, biological process: DNA-templated transcription; regulation of cell differentiation; regulation of transcription by RNA polymerase II. Gene Ontology annotation, molecular function: DNA-binding transcription factor activity, RNA polymerase II-specific; RNA polymerase II cis-regulatory region sequence-specific DNA binding. Bases 91 to 984 code for a protein of 297 amino acids. The transcript has a single exon.
GUAGACUCGACUCAGAUUCGUCAACUGACAUCCUGUCAAAAAAAGCACAUCCAGCGUGCUGCAAAGGAAGACGGACUUUUGGAGAGUUUUAUGCCCAGUUUUCCUCCCAACCACCGCCCCGCAGAGUUUAUGUGUGACAUAUACAGCCUGGACCCCCACUGCGUGUCUCCACCAUGCAACAUGAGUUGGGCGAUGGAGCCUGCUAACUUCUACGACAGCGCCAAGCUGGGGGGUCCGCAGCCGGGGCCGUGCAAGCCGGGCAGCCGCGGCGAGGAGGGCACCAUGGCGGAGCUCACCGCCCCGGCCAUCUACGACGACGAGAGCGCCAUUGACUUCAGCCAGUACAUCGAGUCCAUGACGUCCGUCCCGAACCUGGAGCUCUGCAACGACGAGCUCUUCCUCGAUCUCUUCAACACGGUCAAGCAAGAGAAGGCAGACCUUUACGCCAUGCAGGGUUCCAUGCUUCCCGGCUGCGGGCAGCAGUUGUCAGUGGGCUACGCAGGCGAGAGGAGGGCAGAGAAGGGUCCCUAUGGGGCACCCAUCAAGCAGGAGUCCGAAUGGAGUGACAGCGACAUGUCCUCGUCACUACCCUGCCAAAUAGAAACAUGUGCCCAGACCUCUGUAAGCCUCCCAAUGGGGCAGCCCACCCCGCCAACCACGCCGGAGCCCACCUCCGCCGCCAGCUCGGCCAAGAGUUCCCCGCGAAAGUCCGGCCGGGAGAAGGCAAAGAAGGCGGUGGACAGGUUCAGCAUGGAGUACCGGCAGCGGCGAGAGAGGAAUAACAUCGCCGUCAGAAAGAGCAGGGACAAAGCCAAAAUGCGCAACUUGGAGAUGCAACAGAAGCUGGUCGAGCUGAGCUCCGAGAACGACAGACUCCACAAAAACAUCGAGCAGCUAACCAGAGAACUCAGCGGCCUCAGAGAGUUCUUCAAGCAGAUGCCCAACGCCUCCUUUGCGGGCAGCGUCAGCAUAGAGGGUCGGUGACACCCCCACCACCCUUCCAACAAACUGGGCGUUUUAUUUUUGAUUUUUAGGAGACAUACCUCAGAGACAUUUUCUUACCAUCUGUACCAGAUGUAUUUUAAGCUUACCAUAAUGGCACUGGAAAAUAUAUGACGUUGCUGCCGUAUUUUUGUGGGAUUUCCCCCCUUGUAUUAAAUUAUUUUACCACUGCAUUUACAUGAUGUUAUAUGGUACAUGUUUUAUAAUUCCAAACUUUGUAUAAGAGCCAGAGCAUGAUCUUUUUGUAUUGUUUGUAUGAAACAAUUUUUGUCCCAUAAUGAUAAUAAAAAAAAUACAACAGCUGCAA